Ceratitis capitata (Mediterranean fruit fly) is the source of this 2761-nucleotide messenger RNA. Its product is annotated as zinc finger protein 354A. The record is from RefSeq and is a predicted model, not a curated record. The transcript is spliced from 5 exons. NCBI's taxonomy places the organism in Eukaryota, Metazoa, Arthropoda, Insecta, Diptera, Tephritidae. Gene Ontology annotation, molecular function: RNA polymerase II cis-regulatory region sequence-specific DNA binding; DNA-binding transcription factor activity; zinc ion binding. Bases 231 to 2672 code for a protein of 813 amino acids. Gene Ontology annotation, biological process: regulation of transcription by RNA polymerase II. Gene Ontology annotation, cellular component: nucleus.
CAAUCUAUUAACAUCCAAUAAAUAUUUGUUUCAUCUCAAAAAAGACGUAACUUCGUCCUCGCCUCUUCCAUUCUGUUACGUGAAAUAGCAUUUCCUAAAUUCUUUAAAGAAAAUUUCAAACCAUCAGGCAGGUCUAUUUCGGAAAUGUGUAAUUUCAGUUUGACAUCUGGGCUUUUUAUUGAAUUUAAUAGACGCUGAAAGUUCGUACUUAUCUUCACACGUAGAAAUCAAUGGAUAUUGAAAAAAUCUGCCGCACCUGUCUAAGCCUCAAUGGUCCUCUACUUUCCAUUUACGAUGGAGGCGGCGGAAGCGGUUGUAUCGCUGAUAUGUUGCGAGAUUUCACAAAAACAAAGCCACGUCGCGUGGAUAAGUUACCUGAAAAGGUUUGCCUAGCUUGUAUAAGUGAAAUAAAUCGCUGCUACUCCUUCAAAUUGAAAUGUGAGAACUCAAGUAGAACAUUACGCCAACUGGUACCUGAUGCUCUUCCCGAAGAAACCGAAAACAGAGAAUCAAAUUUAAAAGUGGAACAAGCUCAUAAGGAAAUACAAACGGAAAAAGAAAUAUUGAAACAAGUUACCACAGCGUGCACACAAACAAAUGAAAAUAUUGAAGUAGAACGUACUAAUCAGUACGUACAAACACAGCCGAUAUGCAAUUUAAUGGAGGACAAGUCAACAUCUCCUAUAGUAGUGGGGCAAAAUAAAAUGUGCAGAUAUGAAAAAACAAAGUCUGAAACUAAUUCAAUUGAUCAUAUUGAAAAAUCGGUAAGCAAAAAAAUUCAACGCAGAUCCAACACACGUCAAACCUUGGCACUUAAGCGUAGACGACUAGGAGACAAUUGCUUCGAACAAGCUGAAGAGGAUGAAUCUCAACUUAUUAUGGAAAUACACACAGAGGAAACCCAAAUUAACGAUAAUGAAGAGGCAAUAACCUUGUAUUCCACAUUACAUACAGCUGAAGAGGAGGAAACAAACGAGGAUACAACGACUUACUAUCAAAUAUCACGUCCCCAAUCAGAAAAUGAAAGUGAAAACGUUGUUGCACUCAGCUAUAACUUGAGUGAAACCCAUCAGACAAGGGAAAACAGUGAUGAAUUUGAAGAAGAUGGUGCUUAUGCCCAUUUUGUAUAUGCUGAAGAAAAUGACGAGUUCAAUACUGGUGAAGAAAAUGCGCAAACCACUGAUUACAACUUUACAAUUUACAAGAGCGGUGACACAGAAGAGGUUGCGGAAAAAAAAUCAAAAGGUCGAUCAGCAAAUUUAUCUGAUAUAAAUAAAUUACCAAACGCCAAACGAGAAUUGAAAUGUUCUUAUUGUUCAAUGACAUUUGUUAAUCCUACACGCUUAGCUCGUCACGAAAUGAAACUACAUAAAAAUGAAGAUGCCUAUAAUAUCAAUAAAACAGAAAACGAAAGGAAAUCGAUUAAGCACUUGGAAAUAAGUGAUGAUGAUGAUGAUCCUAAUAGCCGAACAAAGGCAUUGAAAGCGGAUAUUACAUUGAAAGGAACGUCUAUUACACCACAACCGAUAGUUCAGAAAACAAAGCCAUCAGAAUUGACAUAUUUUUGUGAGACAUGCGGGGCAGGAUUUGCUAUGAGACGGUCACUUGUUCACCAUAGAAAGCAAAACUUGUGCAAUAAAGUAACCUACGAUUGCGACAAGUGCCAACGAGUUUUUAUUUCUGAAGAAGCUUUAAAAGAUCAUAAGAUUACUCAUUUGCAAGAACACGAAUGCACUGAGUGUUAUAAGAAUUUUAGCACUAAUGAUGAGUUGAGUCAACACAUGGUGGUGGAGCAUAAACGGAACUUACGCAAUCAAUGCCACAUUUGUAAGAAAGUUUUCACUAUAUUAUCUGCUUUGAAGGAUCAUUUGCGUGUUCAUAGCGGUGAAAAACCUUUUAUAUGUAGUAUAUGUAGUAAAGGUUUCAGUCAAAAAGCAAAUUUAAAACAACACGAAAUGCGUCAUAAUAAAGAAAAGAAAUUCAAAUGCGAUGAAUGUUCAUGGGGCUUCGUGACCAAAGCUGAGCUCUCUUCCCACAGACGUACACAUACCGGUGAACAUCCUUUCCGUUGCGAUGAAUGUCAAGCUACGUUCACAAUAUCCAGUUCAUUGUUAAAACACAAACGUAUUCAUACCGGCGAGCGACCAUAUGCAUGCGAUUUAUGUCCAAAACGAUUUACAACGUCAUUUACUUUAAAAAAUCAUCGACGCAUCCACACUGGCGAAAGGCCAUUUAAGUGUCGCUGGUGUAGCAAAUCAUUUACGCAGAAACAAGACUGCGUUAUACACCAUCGUACACAUACAGGCGAGCGAAAUCAUGCCUGCUUUUGUGGUGAAAAGUUCACGCAUCUUGGAACUUUACGUACUCAUCAAAAAACACAUGAAAUCAACCCCGAUGAUGGUACCUUAAAACCUACCAGUAAAGGAAAGCGACGGCGCAGAAUAUGUAAACGUGAACCAGAAAGUGGGGAUGAAGCAGCGUUCAACAUUACCAUACUCAAUGAGGACGAUGAUGAUGAUGGAAAUGCAGAGGACGAUGCAACAGUAGUGACGGUAGCUCGUGAGGAUAUGGAGCGGCUGGUGGCUGGCGAAACGAUACAAAGCAAUGAAGAACGAAAUACAGUUGCUGUGAAUGAAGAAAAACUUAUGCAGAUGGCAAUCGAGGAAGUUUAACAAAAGAUAAAUUUAUAUACAUACGUUCUUAUGUAUGUAUAAUAUAAAAUAAACAUUCAAUGUGUAUAUGUUUAUGUAAUAUAUAAUAU